Molecule: messenger RNA, 1719 nt
Organism: Fraxinus pennsylvanica
Lineage: Eukaryota; Viridiplantae; Streptophyta; Magnoliopsida; Lamiales; Oleaceae
Source: the annotation of a GenBank genome assembly
AUGCUCCGAAAGUCGAAGCAUUUCUAUUCUAUUUGGCAACUGAGAACUCCAUUGCGUUUGAGUACUUUUAGACAAGAUUAUUUUAACAAUAGUGGAGUCAAUGAUUUUUUGUUCAAUGGAUUUUGCACAACGGCUGAGACAAUUAGAGGCGAUGGCUCAUACUUUAUUUCAGAGUCAGCUGCACUUCCAGAUUGGGUUAAGUUUUUUGAUGAGGACACAGUUGUUAGCAAAUCGCAGGAUGAUGACUUUGUGCCUCCUUCAAUAUCAUAUUGGAUCAAGAAUCCAGAAGUUCGUGAUCAAGAAACUGAUAUAAAAAGCAUAGUAAAUGAUAUAGUUGAGAGUGAUGUUGAUAAGAUCAGUAAGGUUCUAAAGAACCAGUUUAAAUCCCCUGAUGAGGUUAUGGAGAAAUUAAAUUGCUGUGAUUAUAACAUAUCUGAGGGAUUGAUUGAGCAACUAAUGACGAGAUUCAGCUUUGAGUGGAUACCAGCUUAUGGGUUAUUUAAGUGGGCUGAAUUUCGGGGAGGAAUGACACAUUCGCCAGAUUUGUAUAACUUGAUGGUUGACAACAUGGGAAAAACUAAGAAGUUUAAUCUCAUGUGGGAAUUAGUGGGUGAAAUGAACAAACUGGAAGGUUACGUUACAUUGGAUACAAUUACUAAAGUCAUGAGACGGCUUGCGAAGGCUGGUAAGCAUGAGGAUGCGAUAGAGGCGUUUAGAAAAAUGGAACUAUUUGGAGUAGACAGAGACAUAACUGCAAUGAAUUUAUUGAUCGAUUCCCUGGUCAAGCAAGGAAGUGUUGAGCAUGCAGAAAACGUCCUUUUGGAGUUUAAGGAUCAUAUAAGUCCGACUUUGCGGACUUGGAAUGUGUUAGUGCAUGGUUGGUGCAAAGCUAGGCAGAUUAGUAAAGCUAAGAAGACCAUUGAUGUGAUGAAAACACAAGGAUUUUCCCCUGAUGUGAUUACUUACACUAAUUUCAUUGAAGCCUAUUGUCGUGAAAAAGAUUUUCGCACAGUUGAUGCUACUUUAGAGGAAAUGCAGAAGAAUGGGUGUCGUCCAAGUGUAGUGACAUACACCAUCAUAAUGAAUGCUUUGGGUAAGGCGAAGGAAAUAAACAAAGCCUUGGAGAUUUAUGAGAAGAUGAAGCAGCAACGUUGUUCUCCAGAUGCUUCGUUUUAUAGUUGCUUUAUUAUUGCUCUAAGCAAAGCUGGAAGGCUAAAGGAUUCAUACGAUGUAUUUAAGGAUAUGUCAAAGCAGGGCGUUGCUCCAGAUGUGUUGACCUAUAACACUCUAAUCACUAUUGCGUCCCAGCACUUGCACGAAGAGAGAGCUCUAAAGUUGCUUAAAAUAAUGGAAGACAAUCGGUGCAAGCCAGAUCUUAAUACGUAUGCACCUCUACUGAAAAUGUGCUGUAGACUGAAAAGAAUGAAGAUACUUUCCUUUCUAUUGAGCCACAUGUUCAAGAACGAUGUCAGCAUUGAUCUUGGUACGUAUUCUCUUUUGGUUCGUGGACUAAGUAGGAAUGGGAAGCUAGAACAUGCUUGCUCCUAUUUUGAGGAAUCAGUUCUGAAAGGAUUUGUUCCAAUGGAUUGCAUGUAUAAAAAUCUGGUGGAAGAACUCGAGAAGAGGGGCAUGCUUAAGGAGAAGGCACGAAUUGAAGAAUUGAUGUUACAAGCUAAACGGCAAGGAUAUGGUGAUGACAAUUCAUCAAUAAGCUUGUAG